Scylla paramamosain (green mud crab) is the source of this 1996-nucleotide messenger RNA. RefSeq names its product cilia- and flagella-associated protein 251-like. The record is from RefSeq and is a predicted model, not a curated record. Lineage: Eukaryota; Metazoa; Arthropoda; Malacostraca; Decapoda; Portunidae. Gene Ontology annotation, cellular component: Atg1/ULK1 kinase complex; phagophore assembly site membrane. Gene Ontology annotation, biological process: autophagy of peroxisome; positive regulation of protein phosphorylation; reticulophagy. The coding region runs from base 221 to 1729 and encodes 502 amino acids. The transcript is spliced from 14 exons. Gene Ontology annotation, molecular function: molecular adaptor activity; protein kinase binding.
CAACAAACAGACGCCAUAUUGGUUGUUUACCCCGCGAUCCUACACGAGACCAAGGGAGAGAGACGAGUUAAAGGAAGAUCUCAAUUUACUACUGAACUACAAAGGGAGCGAGGAAUGUGACAAAAAGGGAGCAGCUCUGUUGAAGAACCAGGACAGGGCAGGGAAGGUGAAUGGCCCAUCUAUAUUCCCUGACCUCUGCACUUCACACCGCAAGAAUUUGAUGCACAUGUUGAAAAACCAUCAAAAGCUGCAAGACAUCAAAAGGAGAUGCAUCAAGGCAAAGGAAGAGCUGUCGGAGAAUUUGCACGUUAGAUUGAAGUGGAUAAUGUAUAUAGAGAGGCGCCUGUACGAGGCAGACACGCGCGUCUCCAUGCACCAAGAGAGUGUGCGGUGCCUGGCUGGACUCCUGCAGGUGGUGGAGCAGAUUCACCGCGCCCCGAGGGUCUAUGCCGCAGCCGUCACGGAGGUGGCUCGCCGGCACGCCUUCUCCAGGGCCUUCCUGCAGGUUACCAAAGAAAACAUAGAUGAACUGAGAAGACUGCUGCCGGAACUUUCUCACUGUCUAGCCAUUGGUGAGGUUCUGGCGGUUCCUCCUCUGCUUCGCCAUUUCACAGCUGCCCUCAAUACACAGGAGGAGAGGAGGAGGAGGAGGAGGAGGAGGAUGAAGAAGAACGAGGAGCAGGAAGACAAGGAGCAGGAGGAGGAGGAUGAGGAGAAAGAGGAGGAGGAGGAGGAAAAGGAAGGCUCUAGGAGAUUACAAGAAAAGACAAGCACACAAGAUUAUGAGAUGAAAGAAGAGGAGGGAGAGGAGGAGGAGGAAGAAGAAGAAGAGGAGGAGGAGGAGGAGGAGGAGAAGAGGGGCUCUAUGAAGACCAAACAGCAUUUUACAGCUCUUCCUGACUACCCAAAGCACAUCAAACUGGACAAGCACAGUUUUGAAGAAGAGGAGGAGGAAGAGGAAGAGGAAGGAGGAGGAGGAGGGUUAGGUGUGGCCCUCCCUCCCCCUCCCACACCACUGCAGUCCCAGCCUCUGAUUGGCCAGCUCUCAGCCAAUCAAGAGAGAGACUUUAUGGCCUUGCAGGUUGAAUUGAGUGAAGCAAGAGUGGAAGUAGAGAGGCUGAGAGACAGACUGGGACAACUUGGUGAUUUGAAGGGACAAGUGAAUGCACUGAGAGAGAAGGUGAAGGUGGAGGGCAGUUCCUACCUGUCGUAUGUGUCUCAGGUGUCGUCGUCAAUCUUGGACUUGAUCUUCCAGAUACAAGACGAGAACACAAGCAAGAGGAAGGAGGAGGAGGAAGAGGAGAGGAAGAGAUCGGAUAGCCUUCACCAGCAGCUGACAGAGACUCAACACAAGCUGGCAGACACUCAACACAAGCUGGCAGACACUCAACACAAGCUGGCAGACACACACAGACUGGCUGAUGUUUAUAAAGGCCAGUUGGAAGAUGCUCACAGGGAGAUUGAAGUAUAUAUGGACCAAUUGCAUAGACAAGAACAAAGCCUACAGCAAGCAGCAACAGAAGCAGAGGAAGCAAGACAGAAGAUGGAGGAGGAGAGGAAGAAGGAGGUGGAGGAGGUGGAGGAAAGGUGGAGAGAGAAGAUGAAGCAAGCUACUCUAGAACAUGAACUGGAGAUGGAAGAGUUAAGACAGCAGUUAGGAACAGUGAAGGAGGUUGAGGCAGGAGAAGGAGGAAGCAGUGGAAGAAGAAGGGAACAAGAUCAGAGCUGAGUGGAAGAAAGAUUUGCAUAGGAAAGAAGAAGAAAAGAAGAGAGAAAGACAAGAAUUUCUGGAGAAUGAGAGGAGGCACUGGGAGAAGGAGAAGGAAGAGGAAGUGCAGAGGAAACUUGCUCUUGUGGUGGAGGAAGGCCGAAGGGAACUGGAGGAGGAGAGAAAGAGGCACAGGCUGGAAGUUGAAAGCAUAAGGUCUAGAUUUAGAAUGAUGACAACGACGACAGCCACCACCAGCACCUCCCCCACUAGCAUGCCUUUCUCUUC